This is a messenger RNA of Jaminaea rosea, 2478 nucleotides long. RefSeq lists its product as hypothetical. The coding region runs from base 1 to 2478 and encodes 825 amino acids. Lineage: Eukaryota; Fungi; Basidiomycota; Exobasidiomycetes; Microstromatales. The record is from RefSeq and is a predicted model, not a curated record. The transcript has a single exon.
AUGCCGACUCUUCGCCGCACACUUGCCGGGCUCGCCAUCUUGGCCGUAGCCGCCCAUGCUGCCCCACUUCAACAACAGCCCUCGGAGGAUCUGGCCGACUGGACUCGUAACUUCGCAGGACAAGACGGCACUGCGCACCCGCUCAACCGUCGUGCCAGCCGGCUCCAUGACACCGGACGGUACAGGCUUGUAGGAGCGCCUCACUCCGCCGACGACUCGGUCGAUGCUCUGCUGCUGCCUGUGCCGUCCUCGUCGACGCCAGAAGCUCGUCUUGACGCUCCCGAGAAGGGCGACGGAGGACGUUCCUACUUGGGCAAGCGACAGGCUUUCCCUGCCGCUGGCCCUCUGGCUGCCGCAGCUUCCUCGCCUGUUGCUCAGGCUGCAGCUGCUUCCUCUGCGGUAGCCGGUCCUUUGGCUGCUGCCGCCGUUACCAGCCCAGCCGCUGCUACUACAGCCGCCGUCGCAGCGUCACCAGCCGUCGCCGCCACGUCCAACCUCGUAGCGGCUGCCAGCACACCCGCAACGACGAUUGCUAAGCCAACGACGAGCGCAGCAAGCACGGCGCCCAGCAGCUCUGCUAGCCGUCCUGCUAGCAGCAGCAGCAAGUCAGCCAGUUCUUCUUCAUCGUCCAAGUCUCCCACCUCUUCGCCGUCAACGGGCUUCACCCUCACCGACGUCAACAACAAGCUCUACCCGCUCUGGGUCAGCGUUGUGGUCUGUGGUGUCCUGUUUGCCCUCUUCUUCAUCCUCAUCUGCAUCCGCUGCUGCUUCUUCAAGCCCCAUGAGCGCGAAGACCUCGACUCUGUCCUUACUGGAAGCAGCGCUGGUGCGAUGAGUCGCAAGUCGACGCUCCGCAAUGGUGCCAAGUCGCUCCGCAAGGCUCUCACCAGGCGCAAGCUGGCCGGCAGCUCCUUCGUCCGUCGUCAACAAGAGGGGAGCGUGCUCCUCGAGGUCGGAGACGAGGUCUUCGCGGUGCCACCGAAAGUCGCAGAGGAGUACAACGAGGCCAAGCGCAUGUUUGCACCCAGGAACGGAGUCAAUGAUGCUACCAAGUGGAACGGCAAGGCCUAUCUCGCGCAGUGCCUCGUGCGACAUGAGAACCAGCGCAACGGUGUCCCGCCCAUGCCCUCUCGUCUCAUUGGCGCCCAGAACGACGGGGGUAACGAUACUCGUGGAUGGUCUCGCUCUUCGCUCGGAUCUACCCUCAUAGGCCACGACGACGAAGACAAAGAAAAAUCAGCCUACGAGGCCUACAUGGGCUUGAGCCGCACCGACAGCCAGAAACCCAAGCGCGGCCUUAGUGCUCGCAUUGCCGAAUCGAUCCGCUCCCUCCGCACGCAAGGCAGCAGCGAAGACGAGAUCGAAAAGGAUGACCGACUGGGCGAGCCUACGCGCACGACGGACUUGACUAACUUCUUGAACGGCAGCAACAACCACGGCGCCAACACGGCAGGCUGGGGCAUCCAGGUGCACCAGGACGCGGAUGACAGCAUUACGAUGCCUCGACCGGCCGCCACGGACUACCAGCCCGCACGCAACAGCAUCGUCUCUACGCCUCGCUCUGCUCCCAUUGCUGCCUUCAACGCCAGGUCACAAGACCAAGGCCGUCGCCCCGUUCCCGCCGCCAUGAACACUGCACCUAAUGCUCGUGGCGGAUUUUCCCUCGAGGAUGCCCCCAGCCCUGCUGCUCGCGCCCGUGUCACGGAGAACAAGCGUCGCUCCGCCUUGCCGCCUGCCCCCAUCAACUCUGCUCCAUCGGCGGCGCCUGCCCCAUUCGCUGUGCAGCGCAAGCCCCUCCCGCAAGACCCCGUCCUGCCUCGUGACAUUCCUACCGUCCAAGAGCAACAACAGCAGCCCGCUGGCGCCCCCGCCCAGGCCCCUGCCCCCAUCACGGACCUGACCAAGCAGCAAUCUCGUCACCAGCGCGCCGUCUCGACCCCGCACGUCGCCUUCGCCAGCAAGACCAAGCUGGACAGUAAGGAUGAUGAUGAGGAGGCGGUAUUCCUCCGUCGCCACCCUACGGCAAGCAGCGUUUCUUCCUCCUCAUCCGCCUCAUCGCAACUGAAGAGGACCACAGGCACCACACGCCGGGCGAGCAGGCAUGCGAGUAUGGCCUCUUCUACCACCAGCUCGCGCGACCGUGACGCGGUUCAGCGCUCUGCUACUAUGGGCAUGUCCUCCUCCGCAUCGGCCCCUCAGGGUCUGGCCAAUCUCGCUAACGCUGGCCCACCUCCUGCCGGACGUGACCGUCUCAAGGAGAUGCGCCUCGCUCAGUCGCAAGCCCGUGCUGGUGGACAGCAAGGUAGGCGGCACGUUUCGGCUGCUGUCGUCCCUCAGCAGACCGGUACCAGUGCUGCGGAGGGCCUGAGCAGGUCGAGCACGACUGCUUCGCCCUCGAGGCAUAGGGACCAGAAGAUGCCUAGGAGGAGCGUCGCUGGUGUAGGCGGGGAGGAGGUACCGCUUGCUCGUGGUGUUUGA